CAUGAUACUCUGAUGGCGGAACAACUUUCGGACAAGGAUGGCUACCUAAAUUUGUCAGGCAGCGACACCGAAUGGUCCAAGAUCGACCCCAAACUUAACAUUUAUCACAACUGUGAGGACGAAAAUGUUGAAUGCUGGCGGAAAGUCGAAAUAAAAAUCCCAGUUGACUUCAUUACUGAGGGAGGAACGCCGGAUAAGAUCUUCGAUAUAGGAAUUCUCAAUCUCAAUGCGAAACUGCCAGGAGAGACCCGAGACUGUUUGAACUAG
Strongylus vulgaris is the source of this 267-nucleotide messenger RNA. Lineage: Eukaryota; Metazoa; Nematoda; Chromadorea; Rhabditida; Strongylidae. The record is from the annotation of a GenBank genome assembly.